Molecule: messenger RNA, 3320 nt
Organism: Gasterosteus aculeatus aculeatus (three-spined stickleback)
Lineage: Eukaryota; Metazoa; Chordata; Actinopteri; Perciformes; Gasterosteidae
Gene: septin4b
Product: septin 4b
Molecular function (GO): GTP binding
Source: RefSeq, a predicted model, not a curated record
AGCAGUGCGCGCGGAGGCAACGAGAGGAGGCUUUUCUGUGCUGAUUUUGAAGGGACCACAGUCUUGUUUUCCGCCCUUCCUGAACGCUCCUUCCUUUCGUCCCGUCGCCUCUCGAUCCCUGUGCACCUUGUUUCCUCGUGGCGGACCCCCUGCGCCUCCCUCCCCUCCCUGUCCUUUGCCCCGAAACCCCCCUCCGGGCGGGAUUGCUCCCUUCUGGUUGUGAGAUUGCAGAGUACACCGUGUCCCCGGUUGCAAUGGAGGACGGUGCCCACGAGGCUCACGCUUCAUCGGACGAGCACGAGUCCUUAGCUGCCUCCCCUAAUCACCAUGAUGCUGAACAGCAUUCAUGCCAUUCGGACGACUCGGAGGUGGAGAACAUUAUGCAAGAGCCUCCCCACCCAGCAGGGCGCGACAGCCCCGACCUCCUCCCCGGCCCCCGCGGCCGUGAGCCCGACAGGGCGGCUGAGGGCAAAGACCGCCCUCACACCCCGUCACAGUUGCACCUCCCCGCGGCGGCCCGGGCGCAGUCGGGUUCACGCUCUGAACCCCGACUAUCGCGGCGCCAAAGUGCGGAGUUUGACUUGUCGUCGGUCCCAAUCAGUCCCACCAGGCCCAAGAGUCCCUGGGGUCCAUUUGACCCGUACAACAACAACGAGGACCAGGGCAAGGAAUAUGUGGGUUUUGCAACGCUGCCAAACCAGGUUCACCGCAAGUCAGUGAAGAAGGGAUUUGACUUCACGCUCAUGGUGGCAGGGGAGUCCGGCCUGGGAAAGUCCACCCUGGUCAACAGUCUCUUUCUCACAGAUCUUUACAAAGAUAGGAAGCUGCUCAAUGCUGAAGAGCGGAUCACACAAACGGUAGAAAUCACCAAGCACACAGUGGAUAUAGAAGAGAAAGGUGUCAAACUGAAGCUCACCAUCGUGGACACGCCCGGGUUUGGGGAUGCUGUAAACAACACCGAAUGCUGGAAGUCCGUGGCCGACUACAUCGACCAGCAGUUCGAGCAGUACUUCAGGGACGAGAGCGGCCUCAACCGCAAGAACAUCCAGGACAACCGCGUACACUGCUGCCUCUACUUCAUCUCGCCCUUCGGCCACGGCCUGCGGCCUCUGGAUGUGGAGUUUAUGAAAGCUCUUCACGAGAAGGUCAACAUCGUCCCCAUUUUGGCCAAAGCCGACACACUCACGCCUGCUGAGGUCAAGAAGAAGAAAUUCAAGAUCCGAGAGGAGAUCGAGCAGUAUGGUAUCAAGAUAUACCAGUUCCCUGACUGUGACUCAGACGAAGAUGAUGACUUUAAGCAGCAGGACCAUCAGCUGAAGGAGAGCAUCCCCUUCGCCGUGAUCGGCAGCAACACGGUGGUGGAGGCCAAAGGGAAGCGGGUGCGAGGCCGUCUCUAUCCCUGGGGCAUCGUGGAAGUGGAGAACUCGGCCCACUGUGACUUCGUGAAGCUGAGGAACAUGCUCGUUCGCACACACAUGCAAGAUCUGAAGGACGUCACCCGGGAGACUCACUACGAGAACUACAGAGCCCACUGCAUCCAGAACAUGACCCGCAUGGUUGUGAAGGAACGCAACCGCAAUAAAUUGACCAGGGAGAGCGGCACCGACUUCCCCAUCCCGGUGGUGCCCGCCGUGGGUGACGAGACAGAAAAGCUCAUCCGAGAGAAAGAUGAGGAGUUGCGGCGGAUGCAAGCGAUGCUGCAGAGGAUCCAGGAUCAAAUGCACACUCAGAAGGAAGGCUAUUAACGCAGGACGAGCGCCGGGGUGCACGUCUCUGUGUUUCAGAAGACAAACUAGUCCCCCGGGGAAAGUUUUUAUUCCAUCCUCGAACGUUGACGUCCGGCCAACCACCACUGAACCUCAUCUGUAGCACGUAACACUUGGAUCAGGGAGCUGCGAGGAGGCGGUAAGAUGCUCUGACAUUUGCAGGCCUCCCUUUCUCCUCUCUGACACGAUGGCCUCACUCGCCGCCAAAACACACUCGCCCCUCUACUCCUCUGCUUUCUGAUUUGUCAACAUGUUUAAAAGAUUCAAAAGAUGUUUGUGUGAAUGACAAGAGGGGCGCAUGUUGCGAUCAGAUCUUUCCAAUAUAUGAACUUUAUUUAGUCACAUGAUCACAGGGUUAUUCUAUUUUUACAUGAUCUUAUAUGAGGUUUACAUGUCAUGGCCUACUUUUUUUUUGUUGGUUUGUUUUACAUAUUGUAAUAAUUUAAUUUUCUAUAUUAGGCUCAUAAAUAUAGUUGUAUUGCUUUUCUUCUUUUAUGUGCUCCUGGUUGUAUUUAAACUACACAUCUUGGCAUUGUGUUUAGAUGACUGUUUUAUUUGUAUUUCUCUUCAUCUGAGGUUCUUGCUGUUUAAUUUGGUUUAAUCUUAAUCUGAGGAUCGUUUAGGUUCAUUCAGACUUUGCUUUAUCAGCAUCUGCAUGUGUAUCAUAGUUGCCCCCUCUGCUUCCCAACACCAUGGAUGUUAGUUACUCCACUCAAUGCAAAGCUUACUGUACUGUUUGCAUUUAAAUAAUCCACCUUUUAUAAAAACUAAGUAGUAUAAACUGCAGAAUUUACCCCAAACAGAGUUCUUCCUCCAGAACUGCUGGUGACGUCUAGUCGUUGGUGUGGAUUAGGAUUUAGGGGGCAAAGGUUGCAGUAAAGGCCAUGCAGUGUAUUUCAUUUUGCAUGUGUUCUGUGAAGGUUUUUUUCAGAUUGCAGAUCAAUUUAGUGAUCAGGUUAUUUGCGGGCAAUGGAAAUAUGUAGCUGCUUAAUGGUUGGGGAGAAAAUAUUGAGAGGAGGUGGAUUUUUUUUUUAUUUAACUUUGGUUGCUAUAGUUGUGUCCAAGGGAUAUCAAAUGUGUGCUAAUUGUAACGUUACCAAAGCCAACAAUGACAAACUUAAUUGAUUUGAGUUUUUCAAUUUGCAAAAUAAGUUUUGUAUUGACAAGCUAAUGAAAAGAAAUAAUGCGUUUAACAUUAUUUUGCUAAUCUUUUCUAUGUUCCCAAAUAUAAAUCAAUAGAAUGUUGUUACCUUUAUGUUAAAAAAAGACAUUCCACGAGAUUCUGUCCCAGAGUCAGGUAUUAGAUUUUUUUAUAUCAAAUUUGUCUUGUUAUCCUACUUUUUGAAGUACAUUUAUGUAAUAAAUUUAAAAAUGAAAUGCAAAUGGAGAGUACGAUAUGUACAAAUUCUCAUAUCGUAAUAAAAAAUAAAUAUAAUACUGAGUCUCGAUCAGACAUUGGGUUUAGCUUUUAUGUUGUGAAAUGUGCGCUGAAUUGAGUGCUUUGAGUUUAUUUUAAUAAAAGAGUUGAACCUGUAAAACACUUUAAUCAACUAA